This is a messenger RNA of Nerophis lumbriciformis (worm pipefish), 1241 nucleotides long. It is a transcript of the gene pgrmc1, whose product is annotated as progesterone receptor membrane component 1. Gene Ontology annotation, cellular component: membrane; endoplasmic reticulum; endomembrane system. The record is from RefSeq and is a predicted model, not a curated record. Lineage: Eukaryota; Metazoa; Chordata; Actinopteri; Syngnathiformes; Syngnathidae.
GCCUGGGGACAACACACAAGAAUCCAGGACAGACACAACAUGGCGGAAGCGGAGGACAGCGACUCAACUUCGGGUGGAAUCUUCCAGGAGAUAUUCACGUCCCCUCUCAACCUGACCCUGCUCAGCCUAUGCCUGUACCUGCUCUACAAGAUCUUCCGUGGGGAUAAACCCCCGGAGGUGGACGAGGGCGAGCAGCCGCUGGUCAAACUGAAGAAGAGAGACUUAACCCUGGCGGAGUUGAAGCUCUACGACGGAGUGCAGGACCCCAGGAUCCUCAUGGCCAUCAACGGCAAAGUGUUCGACGUGACCCGGGGGAAGAAGUUCUACGGGCCAGAGGGGCCGUACGGAGUGUUUGCGGGUCGAGAUGCAUCCAGAGGCCUGGCCACUUUCUGCCUGGAGGAAGAGGCCCUGAAGGACCAAAACAACGACUUGUCCGACCUGACGCCGGCACAGCAGGAGAGCCUCUCUGAGUGGGAGACGCAGUUCACAUUUAAAUACGACUACGUGGGCAAGCUUCUGAAGGAGGGCGAGGAGCCCACAGAGUACACGGACGACGAGGAAGCAAAGGACAAGAAAGCCGACUAAAGAAUGGCGGAGGAGGAAUGUGGCGGCGGCCUUAAUGUUCUACCUUCUGUCUUGUACACUUGAAGGUGACAUAUACUGCCUGGCAUUUCUGCUGCUGUGUAACCUUGUCAACUUUUUUAUAUAAAUGUACUAAUGGAACUCCUGGUGAAAGGCAACGUGGUCCCAUGACUGACCUAAUACUUCUGCAAAGGGACCAAUCAGAGGCUCGGUGAGACAUUUCAGGAAGAAGAUGACUUCAUAGCAGGGGUCUCAAACUCGCAGCACGUAUUUUUUUUUUUUUUUUAGGUGUCGUGCAGGGCUGUCCAAACGUUCCAAAUUAAAAAAACAAAAAACAUUAAAGUGGAAUAAAAGAGCACACGGGUGAAAUGUUGACUAAUAACACAAAGCUGCCAUUCAGGCUGUUUUUUUUUCAUCUUAAAACUGUCAUUGCUCAAAAAAUAAUAAUGAAUCCAAAUCAGUUUUGGUAUUAACUUUGAAAUAUUUUGGGGGUAUUUUCGGAUUUUGACAUUAAAAACAAUUAUGUUUUCUAUGACAAAGAUAAGAUAAGCAAACAAAAAAUGUCUUGUAAUCGACAGAUCUGAAGUUAAUCUAGAAAAUGUAAGCGUUAAAGGUGGAAAAAAAUAAUAAAUAAUGUAUGACUUAUUUUUAAUACUUUA